This is a messenger RNA of Conger conger (European conger), 462 nucleotides long. It is a transcript of the gene mrpl53, whose product is annotated as mitochondrial ribosomal protein L53. NCBI's taxonomy places the organism in Eukaryota, Metazoa, Chordata, Actinopteri, Anguilliformes, Congridae. The record is from RefSeq and is a predicted model, not a curated record. Gene Ontology annotation, cellular component: mitochondrial large ribosomal subunit. Bases 42 to 359 code for a protein of 105 amino acids. The transcript has 3 exons.
UUGAAAAUGACGCACACAGUUGAAAGGUCAACAUUGGAAAAAUGGCUGCCCCUAAAGCAAGCAGAGUGGUGUUGAAGGCUGUGAAGAAAAUUGUAAUACAGUUUUGUCCUUUUGAGUCGAAUGUUCGUUCUACAAGAGAGUUCCUUACCCGUGUUGCCUCAGAAAAAUCCCUAUCUACAAAUAAGAACUGCGAGCUGAAGACACAUGUGAAGCAUGACAGAUCUGAGCCCACUAUUGACAUAACCUUCAUCGAUGGAGAUAAGUUGCUAAUGAAAGGAGCACACCUGACCAGUGCAGAAAUGCUGUUGGCUCUUCAGUCGAGAUGUCGAGCCAAAGACCCUCAGACCCUUCAGGGGUAGCCAGGACCAGUAGCCAGGACCUUUGUUCUUUAUUUGAGUGUGUGUAUUUGUGUGCGUACAUAUAAAAUCCUGAUUUGUUUAAAUAAAGAGAUUUUAAGUGAAA